Molecule: messenger RNA, 567 nt
Organism: Anopheles marshallii
Lineage: Eukaryota; Metazoa; Arthropoda; Insecta; Diptera; Culicidae
Exons: 2
Coding region: 1-567 (188 amino acids)
Cellular component (GO): nucleus
Molecular function (GO): mRNA binding
Source: RefSeq, a predicted model, not a curated record
AUGCCAAUUACUUGGUUAAACAAUGAAUUUGUAGUGCAACUUUUCAACGGACAGUGCAUUAUUGUGCUGAGGAGCAAGAUGCACGAAACACAACGAGGCGUUGAAGUGUUUGUGAAGGGCAUUCCGAGAAAUUUUGGACCGAACGAGUUGGUUCCCGUAUUUUCCUGCGCCGGCCUAAUCCACUCCAUACGCCUGCUGAUGGGGUACGGGCAACGCAACAGGGGCUAUGCAUACGUGAGCUACGUCAAUCCGAGCGGCUUAACGCGCGCCUUACAAUUAUUCCACGGAAUGCACAUUACAGUGAACCAUCAUUUAAAAGUGUUCAGAUGCCGCGAUUCACGAACCUUCUGCAUUUACAACAUUUCAAACUCCCACACGGCAUAUACCGUUACUCAAACGUUAGAACACUUGGUGCACAUGCAAAACUUCAAAUGCCAAGUGCAUUACAGUGGGUCUAUGUUGGUAGCAAGGUUGACGUUUCCAUCGCAUUGUGAUUACGUCCGGGCGUAUAAUAAAAUAUACCACUUUCAGCAUGUUUUCGGAUCAGAAUGUAGACUCAAGCACUGA